This is a messenger RNA of Lepus europaeus (European hare), 6078 nucleotides long. RefSeq names its product zinc finger and SCAN domain containing 18 (gene ZSCAN18). The coding region runs from base 181 to 1767 and encodes 528 amino acids. Lineage: Eukaryota; Metazoa; Chordata; Mammalia; Lagomorpha; Leporidae. The record is from RefSeq and is a predicted model, not a curated record. The transcript is spliced from 7 exons.
CUUCGCGCAUGCGCAGUGCGGUCGGCCGCCAUCGCAGCGCCCUGAGCUUGGACAACUGGAAGCCUCCUGACGUCGCUGUGCCUAGGUCCUGCGACUGGCUGAACUUGCCCGGGCAUCCUGUCAUCCCUGGCAUCUCUGCCUGUUAGACACAGUCACGUUUUCUGGUGCACUUCUAGAAAAAUGCUGCCUUUGGAGAGGGCGUUUGCCUCCCCCAGGAGCUCCCCGACCUCCCCUGAACGGCCCACUCUCAGGUCAGGGGCCAGAGGCCGGCGGGAAGAACCUGAGAACAUCGCUGGGAGGACUGCCGCCGACCUCGAGUUCUCCCGCCUGCGCUUCCGCGAGUUUGUCUACCAGGAGGCUGCCGGGCCCCACCAGACCCUGGCCCGGCUCCAUGAGCUGUGCCGCCAGUGGCUGAGGCCUGAGGCCUGCUCCAAGGAGCAGAUCCUGGAGCUGCUGGUGCUGGAGCAGUUCCUGGGCAUCUUGCCCGACAGGGUCCGGCCCUGGGUGGUGGCCCAGUAUCCGGAGAGCUGCAGGAAGGCGGCCUCCCUGGUGGAGGGCCUCGGAGACGUCCUGGAGGAGCCAGGAAUGCUCUUGUAUUCCCCGGCUGGCUCACCUUCAUCUUUGAGCGAGGGAGUGUAUGAGAGGCAUGCUGAGCUGCUGUUGCCAGGUGGUCCAGCGAGCCCCAGCAGAGACCCGGGACCUGUGGAGAUCCUAGCAUCCCCUGAAGCAUCCCCUGAGACUCCCUGGCCUGCUCUGCAUCCGGUGCUUCUGGAACAGGGGAGCAGCAGGGAAGAAAGGACCGAAGAAGCCAGCACUGCGAGAGCCGAGCUGAAGAAGCCGAAGUCAUUUCCAGAGGAGCCUCUGCACUUGGGAGAGUGGGGCCACCUGGAUCCCUCAGAAGAGAACCUGAAGAGCUACAGAAAGCUGCUCCUGUGGGGAUAUCAGCUUUCCCAGCCAGAUGCUGUCCCAGGACUGGAGACAGAGGAGCUUCAUUUGGUGGAAAGAGAAUUGCCAGGAGGCAGCCUCUCAGGCAGCGGGAGGCGGUGGGAAAGCAAAGGGAACGUGUGUGAGGAGGUCUCCAUGCAGGCAACGCUGAUGGAGAGGCUUGCCGGGGACAUUCCUGUGAACCCCUCAUUGGGCAUCACCCAGGAGGAGGAAGAGCAGCCUUGGAAGGUUUCAGAGCCUCAGGAUGGGGAGUUGAGCCCUGUCACUGUCGCCCAGAGGCAGUCAGUCAUCCGGAAGCCUACCCAGGACUGGGGUGCAGCAAGGCCAGUGACCCCACUGCAAAGCCUUGGCACAAAGAGGCCCCACCCAGAGGAAGUAGAUGGGCAGGGCCCUGAGUGUGUUUCGAGUGCGAGCCAACAAUGUGACACGAGGAAGAAGCUGAAUGCAGCUGGCCGUAGUGCAGGGUUCCGUGCUAGGCAGGACCUAGGUACCUCUGCUGCGGCCUGCCCUGUGGCUGAUGAGCCUGGAACGUCCCGAGGGAAGCCGUAUACUUGCAUUGAGUGUGGGGAGGCCUUCGCGUGGAUCUCACUGCUCAUGGAGCAUCAGAGGAGCCAUAAGAGUAAGAAAUGCUACACGUGCCAGGGAUGCUGUAAAACCUUCCACUUCAGCCUGAUCCCAGCUGAGCACCGGAAGACCCCUGAAGAGGACGACUAUCCCCAGGGCCCCCGCCCUGCCAUCUGUGCAGCCCACUCUGAUGGGAGGUUCAGCAGGCUCCCGGAGUGUAUGGAAGAUGAUGCUUUCCCUGUGCAGCCUGAGAUAUAGAGGGAAAUCGCUAUACUGUGGGUAUCCUGCAAGAUGAGUCUGGCUGGGAGUCCUGAACUGAAUCAGGCCCCUUCAGACUGUUCGGUGGUGGCUUCCUGCAGUAUAUGUGUGGACACAGUCUGGUUUCUAAAUGAGCUCAUGUGGCUUAAGCAGUUAGAACUAGAAGGCGUGUGGGAAGCCCUCACCUUGUAGUGGACACACCCUGGGCAGGUGCUCACAUAGGAGUGGAAGUCACUGGAGAUGAAAGAAGGUUCUGCUUGCUUCUGCAGCCAUUGUAGUACCACCUGCGUGCUGGAUUGUGUGACAUUGUGCGAAGUGUAGAAUUGCCUUAAAGUAUGUAAUCUGUCAGCGCUUUCUUGAAUCUGUCCUUGCCUCAGUUCCUCCUUUUUGAGCUCCCCGAGAUUGUUCAAGCAGAAUUCUUGCCAGCUAUGCUUGAUCUUUCAUAAAUACCUGAUGUCAGAUUCACUUCUGAACCCUCAAAAGCAGAAACUGUUUCCUAGUUCAACUUGUGUCUGUGUAUGGAGUGGCUUACAAAGAUCAUACAAAAGCUUGGAGCCUAAUAACGGAGGGGUUUCAGACCAUUAGUGAAAUCGUGACAUCAGAUUAGUGGGUGACCAUCAGCCUUGUAAAACAAUGAAGUAGAAUCAAUAGGUCAGAAUGCAUCAUGUAGUAAAGGCAAAUACUGUUUUGUGAAACUUCCAGCUAUCGAUCGAAGGAUAAGAAUUAGCUGUGCUGUAAAGUGUAUUUCUUACUGGGGUUGUGAUCAAAGGUUGAUGAGGCAGUCUCUCUGCUGAACAAAGGAAACUAAACUUCCUGGGCCUCAGAAGGUAUCUUUCGAUUUGUGUUUAAUCUCAGAUCAUAGCCUUGUUUCCAUUGCCUGAGCAUAAAUCACUGUAGAUAAACCGGUGCCUCUUUCCUUCACUGUGUUUGAGCAGGCAAUCUGUGUAACAACCCCAAGUCACAGAAACUUAACAUAAUAAAGACUUUAUUUCUUCAGUCACAUUAUCGCUCAUAGUCUUGUAGUUGUUGCAGUUGCUUUUUCAUGUGGUAGGAGGGGCACUCUGCUCCACGCAGUGAUUCAGGGACCCAGCUCCAUCCUUGUUCCACUGGACCCUUGGAGUGUGUGGAAGGCCACUCAUUCACCUGGUAAUCCACAACAUACCUUCCAAUUGUGUGUCCUUGGAAGUAACCCCAUUCUCCUGGUCACUGGAGUAGGGUCAGGAACUGUCUACCCAGUUGUCUGUGUCUGCCAAAAAUACUGGGUUCCCCUCUGAGCUGGUCUACUCCCAUUCGCCAAGCUGAAUGUGAAGUGAGAAGAGCCUAAAAACAACCUCAGCUCUCAUUCUUAGGCAAAUACUUGCUGUGGUAGGGGAUUUCCCUGUGAUGAAUCCUACCCUCAACUCUUGGGGCUGUGGGGGAGUUGUUGUCAUAAAUCCCAGCAGCACUCCAUCUCUUCAGUCUUAUCGCUUGUCUCCUUAAGUGCACAGCUAAAUGUGCCCUUUUAAAUUUUAUGUUUUAAAACUUUUUAUUUAGAAAUAACUUCAUAUUUAACAGAAAGUGAACAAAAAUAAAAAUAGUAAGAAGGACAUCUACACACUUCUCAGCUCCACCUGUUAACAUUUCACCCUGUGUGUCCGUGAUUUGCAUGUGUGCACUUGCCCUCCUCCCCAUCUGGGGGUAUAGAUGUUCAUAUUUAUUUAUAAAUGUCCAUAUUUCUCCUGUUGGGGACACUUUUUUUCUUUUUUUUUUUUUUUUUCGCUUGCCUGGUCAAAGUGAUCAGCUUCUCCAUCGUAUGGGUACUGUUUCCUUUUAACUAGUAAGCUUUGUGAGAAUGCUUAGAUCAUGCAAAUAACCCUGUUCCUCAUCAGAAAAGGCAGACUUACAGGGAGGCAGAGGCGGGGUGGAGGGUCUUCCAUCCGCUGGUUCACUCCCCAAAUGGCUGCAAUGGCCAGAGCUGGGCCGAUCCAAAGCCAGGUGCCAGGAGCUCCUUCCGGGUCUUCCACACAGGCCAGGGGCCCAAGGAUUUGAGCCAUCUUCCUCUGCUUUCCCAGGCCAUAGCAGAGAGCUGGAUCAGAAAUGGAGCAGCUGGGACAUAAACCAGUGUCCAUAUGGAAUGCUGGCACUACCUGCUAUACCACAGUGCCGGCUCCGACAUCCCUCCAUUUUUUGACCACUUUAUCUUUGGUAGAAGAUCUCCCAAGCUCAUUUACCCAGCUAUUCUUACCCCCAAUUCUUCCUCUGCCCUGAAAUUAGUCAUUACUCCAAAGAAAUGGUUCAUCCUAGUGCCAGUGGUAUUAGAGACCAAGAUCUGAGUGCCAAGUGUGUUCACUGCUGCUGGGGUGUCUUCUGCUGAGCUGUGAAAUGCAUGUAAAUAUGAAGGGGUAAAGACACAUGAAAGGUAUGCAUGUACAUGUACUUACGGAAAGAGCAGUACUUCAAUUCUUCUGUGACUCCUUUCAUCCCACAUGUUUAUGUCCUUCAACACUGAGAACCCUAGCCUCCCAGAAGCAACAUUAACUUGAACCCUGAAACAGGACAGUAGUUUCAGGAUUUCCUUUCCCAAGCUGCUACCGCUACUACUGCUACUACUACUACUACUACUACUACUACUACUACUACUACAAAAAGCCUCUGCCUGCAGUGCUGGUAUCCAGUAUGGGCGCUGAUUCGAGUCCUGGCUGCUCCACUUCCGAUCCAGCUCUCUGCUAUGGACUGGGAAAGCAGUAGAAGAUGACCCAAGUCCUUGGCCCCUACACCCGAGUGGGAGUCCCAGAAGAAGCUCCUGGCUUCAGAUCCGCCCAGUUCCUGCUGUUAUGGCCAUUUGGGGAGUGAGUGAGCUAGCAGAUGGAGUCUCUCUGCCUCUGUAACUGGCUUUCAGAUAAAUCAAUCAAUCUUUAAAAAAAAAACACAAAAAACAACAAACUUUGACAGCACAUGAUCUUGGACUUUCAGCUUCCAAACACAGAAGAAUCAACAUAAUCUUGAAUGUGUAGCUUCCAUAUCUGUGAAAACCAUCAAUUUCUAUUAUUUAAGCCACCCAGACAGGCAGGCUGAGCAGACUAAUGCCUGCCAUCAUCUGAGUUGAGGCAAGUUUUGUGAAUCAGUGUCAACCUGCCUUGUGCAAGUUUUUAUAAAAGAUUUAUUUGAAAGGCAGGGUGACAGAUCAGGUGGAAGUGAGAUCUUCCACCUGCUGGUUCACUUAAUUGCCCACAACAGCUGGGCUGUGUCAGGCUGAAGCCAGGAGCUCCAUCUGGGUUUCCUAUAUAAGUGGCAGGGACCCAAGUACUUAGGCUGCAGCACCUAUUGCCUCCCAGGUGCAUCAUUAGCAGGAAGCUGGUUUGGAAAUGGAGGGAGGCACUCUGAUAUGGAAUGCAGGUGUCACAAGCUGGCUUAACACACAGUGCCAUGACACUGCCCCCUGUGCAACUACUUUGAAAGCAAACAACCUAAUUUUAUUUAGAACCACUGUGACAUUCUGUUACUUGAGCUUUCAAUUUCAUCUGUGGUGAUGUUUCCUAAAGAAUUAAUGAAAAUGAAGGAAGCUACAACAAAGGCUAAAAUCCUUUCUGGACCUAGGUAGGGUAUUAAAAACAAAAUGUACACAAGUAACUAGGAUGACCGUUUGCAUGAAUGUAAGUAUCCAGUUAUAGAGAAACUGAAAACUUAUUUUUUUAAAGGUUUGAUUGAUUUGAGAGGUAGAGUUACAGUGAGAAGGAGAGACAGAGAGAGGUCUUCCGUCUGUUGGUUCACUCUCCAAAUGGUUGCAACGGCCAGAGCUGUGCCGAUCUGAAGCCAGGUUCUUCCUGGUCUCCCACAUGGGUGCAGGGGCCCAAGGACUUGGGCCAUCUUCCACUGCUUUCCCAGGGCACAGCAGAGAGCUGGAUUGGAAGAGGAGCAGGCUGGACUAGAACUGGCGCCCAUAUAGGAUGCUGGCACCACAGGUGGAGGAUUAACCUACUGCACCAUGGCGCUGGCCCCGAGAAACUGAAUUUAAAAGGCAGUGGUAAUUAAAACUAGCAACAUAGAAAAGUAUUAGUGUAGUUCAAGAAGAUAAAAAUAAUUUUAAUUGUCUAAAACAUGGUGGUCUUGGUCAAAUCCUAGUAGAGAAAGUGUAAAAAUGAAAAUAGCUGUGUUAGGGUCAUGGGAUUAUAGGAACAUUUACAAAGGGGCUUUAAAAAGUAUGAAAAAUUCACAUCUCUUCAUUCCAUUUGUCCACAAAUUUGUUGUAGUCCCCUCCCCCCAACAGUGUGUAUGUGAUGCUCCUUGAAUUAUGGUGGAAUUUUAUUCCAAUAAACCAUCAUAAAUUGAGAA